Messenger RNA from Acanthochromis polyacanthus (spiny chromis), 5163 nucleotides. RefSeq names its product zinc finger protein 407 (gene znf407). Gene Ontology annotation, molecular function: RNA polymerase II cis-regulatory region sequence-specific DNA binding; zinc ion binding; DNA-binding transcription factor activity, RNA polymerase II-specific. The record is from RefSeq and is a predicted model, not a curated record. Lineage: Eukaryota; Metazoa; Chordata; Actinopteri; Pomacentridae. The coding region runs from base 169 to 4662 and encodes 1497 amino acids. The transcript is spliced from 10 exons. Gene Ontology annotation, biological process: regulation of DNA-templated transcription.
GCCGCGAGCAGCAAGGCCCCCGUGACGCACAGCUCACUCUACGGUACGCCAUUUGUGUCUAGCACCAAAAAGCGCGGACCGGGGAAAUAGUCGUAUAACAAGAGGUUUUUGAUCAAGCAUUGAUGACUGCGAUUAACUUCUCUGUAGAAUAAAAUCAUAGGAUAUAAUAUGGAUAAAACACUGACAUCAGGAGAAGGGGCUGUUAAGGACAAAGCACCUGAAAAUGACACCAGUGGGAAAGUGCAGCCAGAUGAUGUGGAAAUGGAGGAAACGGCAGGAGACUCACUCGGUAGGACCGGUGAGCCUGAUGAGGCAGACGAGGAGCUCGCUGAGAGGCCGUGGUCAGAGUCUGUACCUGCGGAUGAGGAUAACCUCUGCGUAAUUUGUGGCUUCUCAGCCAAAUGCCCGAGAUCUCUGAAGAUUCACUCUGCACGAAAGCAUGGAAAAGCAUCUGACAAAAUAGCAAAGCCUUCAGAGAAAAGUGGAAAUAUCUCUGAUGCUGAAAUCCAGCGGGAGGCAGACAUGGAGACAGAAAGCGACUCUGAGGUUAAACAAAACCAGGAGCCUGAUCCUGAUAAACUUAAAUCAGCAGGCGGUGACAAUGGCAUGAAAACGAAGGGUCAAGCUAGAAAACAGAGUGUACUACACAAACAGCAGACAGAUCAAGAAGAUGCAACCCCUAACCAAGAGAGAAGAGUAAGCAAGAGAACCCCAAAACCUAAGAUUAUUCAUUCCUGCAACUACUGUGGCCAAGAGUUUAGAGACAAGUCUCCACUGGAUGUUCACAUCCAGAGAUACCACACCAAAGACACCCCAUACACAUUUGAUGAUGAUGAUAACGUAGAAGAAAAAGGAGAAGCUGAGGAUCCAAACAACGCCGUGAAGAUUACUCCAACACGAGUGGCGCCUAAACGUCCACACAGCAGGUUCCAGCUCAAGUGUGCAAACUGUGAUUUUCGGGUCAGCACUGCAGCGCUGCUGGAGAGCCACAGUCGUCUUAUACACAUGGACCAGCAGUGGUACCGUUGCAAAUUAUGUAACUUCUUUUCAGCCACAUCUGAGUGCAUGUACAUUCACCUGUCCUCAGAAAGCCACAUGCAGCAGGAGAAAGGAAAGAAGAGCACAGACUCUUCCUCAUUUGAACUAUAUGUGGAGAACAUAAGCAGAGACAAUGCUGGAGAAGGGGAUAAUUUAGAUGAUGUGAUUCAGGUGACUGUUGGAGAGGGGACAGCAGCUUUGAGAGAAGGAGAACAGGAAACUGAUGAGGCAGCAGAGGCUGCCAAAACUGUGUUGAUUGAGGAGGAAGAGUCAGAGCUUGGACCCCCCAAAAAGAAACGAGGAAGACCAAAGCAAGGGUCCACAACCACUUGUGGAUACUGUGGCCUGGUAGUGUCCAACGCUACCAACCUCAGUGUUCAUGUUCGCCGUAAACACAGCAAAGAUUAUGGCUACAGCUGCACUCUGUGCAACUAUAGCUGUGUGACCAAAGGAGACAUGGAUCGCCACUGUGUCACCAAGAAACAUGUUAGACGCGUGCAAGAGUGUUCAAAUAAGAGCCCAGUCACCAAUCACAUAAGUGCAUCAUUACAGGAACCCACAAGUACACAAGCCCAGGACGUAAAUACCGACUCACAGCCCAGCGACAAAGAACAGAAGUCUGACAAAAAUGCUUCCAAAGAACACAGUGGAGAGGAGCAAACUCAGUCAGACACAAGCCAGAAAAAAAGUAACUAUGACUCUGUUAGUGCUUGCAGCCUCUGUGAUUUUGUAGCUCAGUCAAUCCCUUCCCUACAUCUUCAUGUCAAAAGAAAGCACACCAAAGACUUUGAGUAUGUCUGUUUAGCAUGUGGCUACUAUGCAGUAACAAGCAGAGAAAUGUCUCGCCAUGCCAACACAGAGAAGCAUAAACAGAAAAGCCAGAAAUACCUGGAACCACAACGAAGCGAGGAACAGAAAGCUUUGGCACUUUCUUUAAAACAGAAGGAGAUAACUGAGCUUCCAGACUCUAACCCUGAACCUCCAAACCCCACAGAGGUGUCUGAGUCUGCUUCCAAAGACAGGCCAGCUAUGGAAAGCCAGAAUGUUUCUCCAUCCUCUGUGACCACAGAGGCUGUAAAUGCUGUGGUUAGCGUGGCUGGCGGUGCUGAUGAAAAGAAAGUGAAGACUAUUACACCUUCCGCUGGUGGUGAGCCCGAUCUGACCAACCGGACUUCUGAGCCAACAGCAGUGUCUGAACCCCAGCAGGCUCCACAACAACCUCAAAUUUCAGUGGAUCAGUCCACAGAGCAAGAGAGCAAGGAGGAAAGCGGUAAACAAGCAGAAGAUGAACAUAUAAAGGCAGAUGCAGAUCCUCAAAUGUCCAAAUUCCUUCUCUUUGAUCCCUGUAUCGUAUCCAUGAAGGCCCUCGCUGAGCAGGAGCAGGUGAUAGAAGAAGGUGUGGCUCUGGAAGGUGAGACGGCUGUUAUAUGUUUGACUGGAGGGUCACCGGUGCCCUCUGACCUCCUGUCCCCCAAUUCUACAUUUGUCAAGAAGCUGAAAUCCAAGGAUGGAAAAGCCAGGGAGGAAGGCAAAAAAACCAUUUCUCGGAUACGCUGUGAGGACUGUGGGUUCAUGGCGGACGGCAUCAGCGGCCUCAAUGUCCACAUCUCAAUGAAGCAUCCGUCCAAGGAGAGGCAUUUCCACUGCAUGGUGUGCGGCAAAUCCUUCUACACCGAGAGCAACCUGCAGCAGCACCUGACCAGCGCUGCCCACCUUCGCAACGAGCAGAACAGCGUAGAGGAGCUGCCCGAAGGGGGAGCGAGCUUCAAGUGUGUGAAAUGCACAGACCGCUUUGAAACGGAGCAGGAGCUGUUUAUUCACAUUAAGGAGAAACACGAGGAGCUCUUGAGGGAGGUCAACAAGUAUGUGCUGGAGGACACGGAGCAGAUCAACCGCGAGCGCGAGGAGAACCAGGGCAGCGUGUGUAAAUACUGUGGCAAAGUGUGCAAGAGCAGCAACUCCAUGGCCUUCCUGGCACACAUUCGCACACACACCGGAUCCAAGCCCUUUACGUGCAAGAUCUGCAACUUUGCAACUGCUCAGCUGGGAGACGCCCGGAACCACGUGAAGAGACAUCUCGGGAUGCGAGAGUACAAAUGUGACAUAUGCGGAUGGGCCUUUGUGAUGAAGAAGCACCUCAGCACCCACCUGCUGGGAAAACAUGGAGUUGGACAGCGUAAAGAGAGGAAGUUUGAAUGCAAGUUGUGCGAGCGCUCCUUCAGUGAAAAAUGGGCCCUGAACAACCACAUGAAACUACACAGUGGGGAGAAGCCAUAUAAGUGUGCCUGGCCAUCCUGCCACUACGCCUUUCUCAACCUAUCAGCCAUGAAGGACCACUACAGGACGCACACUGGUGAGAAAUCUUAUCUCUGUGACCUGUGUGGUUUUGCGGGAGGCACCAGACACGCCCUCACCAAGCACAGGCGCCAACACACAGGAGAAAGACCCUUCAAAUGUAAGCUCUGCAACUUCGCCUCCACCACGCAGUCCCACCUGUCACGGCACAAACGCGUUCACACCGGGGAGAAACCAUACCGAUGCCCCUGGUGCGACUACAGAUCCAACUGUGCAGAGAACAUCCGGAAGCACAUCCUCCAUACGGGGAAGCAUGAGGGCGUGAAGAUGUACAACUGCCCCAAAUGUGACUAUGCCACCAACUCUCCCAUGGAGUUCCGAAACCACCUGAAGGAGAGUCACUCUGAUAUCGAGAACCCUGAUCUCGCCUAUCUACAUGCAGGUAUUGUGUCCAAGUCGUUUGAGUGUCGUCUGAAAGGCCAGGGCGCUACAUUUGUGGAAGCUGAGUUCGUGGAUUCCCCGGUGAACAAGAAGGGCACAUCUGAGGCGCCCGGCCACGAGGAGCCGGUCCAGCAGGUCAUCAUCAUCCAGGGCUAUGGUGACGGGGAUGUGGCUAUCGACCAGGCCCUGGAGGAGUCGGCCGCCGCCACCCUGCAGACGCUGGCCAUGUCCGGACAGGUGGCCGAGGUGCUGCACAUCACCGAAGACGGACAAGUGAUAGCCUCAGGCAGGGAAGUGGCAUCCGCAGGGGCACACCUGGCCCGAGGCAGCACCCAGUACGUGGUUCUGGAGUCAGGGGAGGCCAGGAAGGAGCUGCAGGCCAUGGCCAGAGGAGGGGUGGCGGUCGCAGCCGCUACAGGACAAAGUCACAUGGUUUCUGAGUCGUCCACUGCUCUGGACGCUCUGCUCAGCGCUGUCAGAGAAAUGGGUCAUCAGGAGGAAAUCCACGCAGAAUCAGCCGUCGUCCAUGAAGUGUUGACCCCGGAGAUAGCUGAGGCCGUGCAGAGUCAAGUGCAGCCAGAGGUGAAACAGGAGCAGGAGGAGGUGCAGGUCAUCCAGGAGACCGGCCAGGAGGAGAUGCAGGAGGUGCUGCAGCUCGCCGCAUCCCAGAUGAUGAAGGAAGGCCUCACCCAGGUCAUUGUCAAUGACGAGGGCACCCACUACAUUGUGACUGAGCUGGACAACUGCACGUUGCAGGUGGAGGAGGGGGUGUAUGGAGACGCUGGGGCGGGGGGUGAGGAGGAGGUGCAGCAGGGAGAGCAACAAGCUGGAGAGGAGAUGGUGGUGUAUCUGGAUGGAGCCCCUCAUAAUAUAGUCCUGGAAGGGUAGAGAAGAAGAUUCACAUUUGUCUUUUCAUUUCACUUCCCCGUUUGUGUUAAAAGUUGCAUUAGACCAAAUGUUUACCAAGAAAUUAGUUUUCCUCUUUUUGUUUCCCCUUUAAUUCCCUCUGCUUGGUUCUGUUUGUACAUCACAUUUGUUUUCUACAAUCUUCUCUUGGGCUGAACUCAGGUUAAACAUCAUUUAUUGAAAGGGACAGUGAAGGAAAGAGGUUUUGGUGCUAAGUGAACUCACUUGCAAUCCACACAACCACCAAAACUAUAUAACUGACUUGAUUAAUGCCAUGCAACUUAGAGAAAAGGAUUGCGAAUACUUCCUCAUGAAAUAUUUUUCUAAAAUGCGUCUGACAUGCUCAUAGUUAAAAGACUCAUUAUACAGAAAAUGUGUGUUUUGCUUUGUAGAAGUUUUCUUGCUUUUGUUGUAGUUUGUAGUAUGUUUGUGCAUCUUAGGUUUUGUUUUGCUGUAAUAAAAAUCUUUUGUCUCACAGUUUGA